Abrus precatorius (Indian licorice) is the source of this 1230-nucleotide messenger RNA. RefSeq names its product probable N-acetyltransferase HLS1. The record is from RefSeq and is a predicted model, not a curated record. The transcript has 3 exons. NCBI's taxonomy places the organism in Eukaryota, Viridiplantae, Streptophyta, Magnoliopsida, Fabales, Fabaceae. Gene Ontology annotation, molecular function: acyltransferase activity, transferring groups other than amino-acyl groups. Bases 1 to 1230 code for a protein of 409 amino acids.
AUGGCUGAAGAGUCAAUAGCCAGGGUGGUUGUGAGAAAGUUCGACCCUAUUAAAGACAGAGAGAGAGUGGAAGCGGUUGAAAGGAGUUGUGAAGUUGGACCCAGUGGCAAGCUUUCUCUGUUCACGGACUUGCUCGGUGACCCGGUAUGCAGGGUUCGCCACUCACCUGCUUUUCUCAUGCUGGUGGCGGAGAUAGGCGACGAAAUAGUAGGAAUGAUAAGAGGUUGCAUAAAAACGGUCACGUGCGGAAAAAGGUUCUCAAGAAACGGAAAGCACAACAACACUGAAGCUACAAAAGGGAAACACGUUCCAGUGUACACCAAACUCGCCUACAUAUUAGGCCUCCGCGUUUCCCCUAAUCAACGGAGAAUGGGAAUAGGAUUGAAACUAGUGCACGAAAUGGAGGCAUGGUUCAGAGGUAAUGGAGCUGAAUACUCGUACAUGGCAACGGAAAACGACAAUUUAGCGUCCGUUAAGCUCUUCACCGACAAAUGCGGGUAUUCAAAGUUCCGUACUCCGUCCAUCCUUGUCAACCCCGUUUUCGCCCACAGAGCCAGAGUGUCCCCAAAGGUCACUAUCAUUCCUCUCACUCCCUCUCACGCUGAGGCUCUCUAUCGUAACCGCUUCGCCACCACAGAAUUUUUCCCGCGCGACAUUGACUCUGUUCUGAACAACAAGCUUAGCAUCGGGACCUUCCUUGCAGUUCCACGUGGGUCCUACAGCGCCGAGGCAUGGGCCGGGCCAGAUCGUUUCUUGUCGGACCCACCUCACUCUUGGGCUAUGAUCAGCGUCUGGAACUCCAAGGAAGUGUUCACGCUCGAGGUGCGUGGCGCGUCGCGCGUGAAGCGGACGCUGGCUAAGACGACGCGCGUGGUGGACCGGGCCUUGCCGUGGUUGCGGUUGCCGUCGAUUCCGAACUUGUUUAGGCCGUUUGGGUUUCAUUUCAUGUAUGGGCUUGGAGGGGAGGGCCCAGAGGCUGUGAAGAUGGUGAGGGCCCUGUGUGGGUUCGCGCAUAACCUUGCCAUGGAACGUGGGUGCACGGUGGUGGCUACGGAGGUGUCCACGCGCGAGCCCUUGAGGUUCGGGAUACCCCACUGGAAGAUGCUGUCUUGUGAGGCUGAUUUAUGGUGUAUUAAGAGGCUGGGUGAGGAUUACAGUGAUGGUUCCGUUGGUGACUGGACCAAAUCUCCCCCUGGCGUGUCCAUUUUUGUUGACCCCAGAGAGGUCUAA